Synchiropus splendidus (mandarinfish) is the source of this 1167-nucleotide messenger RNA. RefSeq names its product ER membrane protein complex subunit 3-like. Bases 107 to 892 code for a protein of 261 amino acids. Gene Ontology annotation, cellular component: EMC complex; membrane. NCBI's taxonomy places the organism in Eukaryota, Metazoa, Chordata, Actinopteri, Syngnathiformes, Callionymidae. The transcript is spliced from 9 exons. Gene Ontology annotation, biological process: protein folding in endoplasmic reticulum. The record is from RefSeq and is a predicted model, not a curated record.
GCCCUUUCAACCGGAAGUAGUACUGCUUCGUCGCUUAAACAGAGCAGAAUGUGCUCUGCUAAAUCCGACACUUCAUAAACGUGACAACUUUCAUACUCAUUGAAAGAUGGCCGAACCAGAACUCCUUCUGGACUCAAGUAUCCGGCUGUGGGUGGUGCUGCCCAUCGUCUUCAUCACCUUCUUCGUCGGGAUCAUCCGGCACUAUGUAACUCAGCUGCUGCAGAGUGACAAGAAGGUGGAUCUGGAGCAGGUCUCGGACAGUCAAGUUCUCCUACGCAGCCGAAUUCUCAGGGAAAACGGAAAGUACAUCCCUCGACAGUCCUUCGCCAUGAGGAAGCAUUACUUCAACAAUGCAGAGACGGGGUUCUUCAAGACUGUCAAGAGGAAAGUUGUUCCCAAAAACCCCAUGACAGACAGCAGCAUGAUGACGGACAUGUUGAAGGGCAACUUGACCAACGUCCUGCCCAUGAUUGUGAUCGGCGGCUGGAUCAACUGGGCUUUCUCCGGCUUCGUCAUCACCAAGGUGCCGUUUCCCCUCACGCUGCGGUUCAAGCCCAUGUUGCAACGAGGAAUCGACCUGCUGUCCUUGGACGCCUCCUGGGUGAGCUCAGCCUCCUGGUACUUCCUGAAUGUCUUCGGGCUGAGGAGCAUGUACAGCUUGAUCCUGGGUCAGGACAACGCUGCCGACCAGUCACGGAUCAUGCAGGACCAGAUGACGGGUGCUGCCAUGGCGAUGCCCCCUGACCCCAAUAAAGCUUUCAAGAGCGAAUGGGAAGCUCUGGAGAUCGUGGAACACAAGUGGGCACUGGAGAAUGUGGAGGACGAGCUGAUGUCCAAAGACCUCAACUUUGGGAUGUUCUUCAGCCAAGACAUGAAGGCUGCCGUCUUCUAGAAGAUGCCCUCCAACCCCCCAUCCAAAGAUCGACUUUUUUAUAAACCUCCAAAGAUCUCGUUGGGUGUGCUCCGUUGUGCCUUUCAUGGAAACGAUGUGAAUGAAUGUUUGUGCAAAAAGCAAAUGCUUUUUCAGAGUAUGAUCUAUUUUUAACCCAGAAUCACCCCUGAGUCUAUGGAAAUGACGUGACAAUUGGGGGUGGGGGCCGUAGAUGUCUCUUCAGUUCUGUUAAUGUUGGAAUGAUCAUUUGAUCUUGCAGAUAAAUUGGUGUUAAU